CCUGGAUCGAGACUCCUGCAGUUCAGAGUUAAUACUCCGUGAUGAACAGAUCUGUGAUGGAGUUGAACUUGUCACUGAUGGAUUCAGAGUUUGACAUGGAUAACUGCACUUACCAAGCAGCGUGGGAUUGGAUCUCAUCAUUCCAGCCUUUAUGGCUAUCGAUAAUUAGCAUCUUCGGGCUGGUGGGAAAUGGUUUAGUCCUGUUGGUGUUCUACAUGCAGAGGAACCCGUGCUCCGUUGCUGACGUGUACCUGGGGAACCUGGCGUUGGCCAACCUGGUCAUGGUUCUGUGUCUUCCCUUUUGGGCCGUGACCAUUGCUCAGGAUUAUGCGUGGAGCUUCGGAUACACGCUCUGUAAGCUAAUCAAUACGGCUAUCUCCAUGAACUAUUUCUGCAGCAUCCUCUUCCUGGUUCUGGUUAGCAUAGAUCGCUAUUUGGCGCUUGCCAGAACGAUGACUCGAAGCAGACUGAGGCGCUCAUCCUGGGCCAAGUGGAUUUGUUUGGGAAUUUGGAUUAUCGGAUUCCUGGCUAGCAUUCCAACAUUACUCUUCCGUGGCGUACGCUACUUUCCAGACCUCGGCAUCCAUGCUUGCUUCUUGAGCUACCCUCAUCCAGGCUGGAGGGUCCAGAGAAACCUGAGCAUCAACGUGCUUGGAUUUGCGAUACCGUUACCGAUCAUCGUGUUCUGCACUUAUCACAUCGUUAAAGCUCUUAAAGACAGUGAUAUCAGGUUCGUCCCUGGAGUCCGGACAGAAAAACGAGCCACUCAUCUGGUGCUAACGGUUCUGGCUGUGUUUCUGUUCUGCUGGACGCCGCACCAGGUCGUACGUCUGCUGGAUACACUGGAAUAUUAUCAGAUCACGCCUGGAGGAUGUUUAUUUGAGCAUGUCUUAGACAUUAGCGAGCAGUGUUCCACCUACCUGGCGUAUGCUGACAGCGCGAUUAACCCAUUCUUGUACGUGGUCGUCGGGAAACACUUCAGGAAACGAGCUAAAGGUGUGUUUAAACAGUUUAUCACUCCCGGAUGGAAGGACAGCACUCCUAACGGCACACUAGCGAGCAGGUGCAGCGAAAGCCGUAAAGACUCGAUUUUAAUCGAUAAAAGAGUCAUAGCAUCUGUACACAUCUUAUCAACACAACUUACACAUGUAAACACACUGCCGGGACUGUGA
This is a messenger RNA of Ictalurus furcatus (blue catfish), 1172 nucleotides long. Its product is annotated as B2 bradykinin receptor. The record is from RefSeq and is a predicted model, not a curated record. Gene Ontology annotation, molecular function: bradykinin receptor activity. Gene Ontology annotation, cellular component: membrane. The transcript is spliced from 2 exons. The coding region runs from base 42 to 1172 and encodes 376 amino acids. NCBI's taxonomy places the organism in Eukaryota, Metazoa, Chordata, Actinopteri, Siluriformes, Ictaluridae. Gene Ontology annotation, biological process: neutrophil chemotaxis; G protein-coupled receptor signaling pathway; immune response.